AGUAACUGGCCAUGACCCCGGACCUUUAUUUCUACAGUAUUUCCGCUACCGGGUGAACAUUUAUUUUGGGACGACAGUGGGAAGGUGGAGGUUGUCCAAGUGCCGGGCUGGGCUGGGAUGUCGGCCCACGGUGGGGGCAGACGUCGGUUGGCGGGCGAGGAGGAGGAAGAGGACCCGGUGGACAGGAUGAUCUCGCAGACCGGCUGCACCCGCUUCCACCACGCAGUGCAGGACUGCAUGGCAGAGCACCAGGACUGGCGCCGGUGCCAGGAGGCUGUGCGGGAGUUCAAGCGGUGCAUGGAGGAGCACCAGAGGGAGCGGGGUUCCCCGGGGGUCCGACGUCAGCCCAACCCGGCCACCACCUGACCACCGGCAGCCCACGGAAUCCACGCAGGAACCAGCCAGGACCUCGUCUGAGGCGGCUCGGAGUGAGAGGCCCUUUGGCCUAUCUCAAACCACCUGCUCCUCGGCCCCACUGCCAGCUGUGUAAUGGGACGCAGUUCAGAAUUGGGUGGAGCUGUUGCUGGAAGACUUUCCCCGUUGCUUUCUGGAGAACGUAAAGGGAAAAUAAAUACACUUUUAUAGCGA
Molecule: messenger RNA, 588 nt
Organism: Pristis pectinata (smalltooth sawfish)
Lineage: Eukaryota; Metazoa; Chordata; Chondrichthyes; Rhinopristiformes; Pristidae
Gene: coa4
Product: cytochrome c oxidase assembly factor 4 homolog, mitochondrial
Exons: 2
Coding region: 118-366 (82 amino acids)
Biological process (GO): mitochondrial respiratory chain complex IV assembly
Cellular component (GO): mitochondrial intermembrane space
Source: RefSeq, a predicted model, not a curated record